AGCGCGGAGUGCGGCCGGCUGGCCAGGACUCUUACCUGUUGAACCCGUACACAGAUAGAGGCGGAAGCUCCGGGUCCAGAUCCAGUGGGCAGCUUCCCAGCCAGCCAUGAACUACGUGGGGCAGCUGGCGGAGACUGUGUUUGGGACGGUGAAGGAGCUCUACCGGGGCCUGAAUCCCACCACCCUGAGCGGUGGCAUCGAUGUGCUGGUGGUGAAGCAAGUGGACGGCUCCUUCCAGUGCUCACCCUUCCACGUCCGGUUUGGCAAACUGGGCGUCUUGCGGUCUCGGGAGAAGGUGGUGGACAUUGAGAUCAAUGGGGAGCCAGUGGACUUGCAAAUGAAGCUGGGGGACAGUGGGGAGGCCUUCUUUGUCCAGGAGCUGGAGAGUGACGAGGAGGAUGUGCCUCCCCGCCUGUGCACCUCUCCCAUCCCUUGGGGAGGCCUGUCUGGCUUCCCCUCAGACUCCCAGCUUGGCACAGCCAGUGAGCACGAAGGCCUUGUCAUCAAGGGGCGGAGGAAGAAGCGUCGGAGGAAGAAAUCCAGGCGAAAGGAGGAUGCAGUAGUAACUGAGUCUAGCUCUGAGGAGCAGGAGGCUGGCACUGAGUGUGAAUUAUCCCUGCUGGGAAAGCUGAAGCAGGAUUCUCUAGGCAGUGCUCAAUUGGAAGGAGAAUCCUCACUGGAGCCGAAAGACAUCUACCCCUACUCUGAUGGCGAGUGCUUCCCCCAGGACAGCCUCUUGUCAGGUGGGCUAAUAUUCCCUAAGAGUGACUCAGAGUUGGAGCUUCGGGCUACGGAAUCCAGUGCCUUGACAGCCGAGUCCCACAUACAGUGGGCCUGGGGGAGGCUGCCUAAGGUGGCCAAAGCUGAGCAGCCUGAGUCCUCAGUGGUCUCUGUAAGAGGCACUGGAGCAACUAUUCCUCUUCAGAGGGGAUACAGUACCUUUUCCUCCUCUGCGGCUGACCUGGGCCCUUUGGGACUCACAAUCCCACAGACAGGGGAUAGUGCUAAUCUGCUUUGGCCUGAUACGGAAUCCCACUGGAGGAAAACUCUGGUGGACCCCCCUCAACCCUCCCCAGAGGGUGAAGAAACAAAGGCCCUGAGCUCCAAGGAUGCAAACUUCCUUCCUGCUUCUAAAUCAUGGAACUGGGCCAUUCUGGAGAACCCUGCUCCCACUGGGCAGCCAGAAGUCUCCAGGGGGAAAGGCUCUUUGAAGAAAAGCCAGCACUUGGGCCCCAGUGACAUCUACCUGGAUGACUUGUCCUCCCUGGACUCUGAGAAUGCAGCUCUUUACUUCCCUCAAAGCAGUUGUGGGCUAGGAGCCAGAAGGUGGAGUGAACCCUGCAGCCAGAAGCUCCUGGGGAACCUCAACCCCGAACAUGUACCAGAAUCCACUCCAGACUCAGUGGACCUCAUAGCACUGUCCCUCUGUGGUGGACUGGCAGACAGCCGGAACAUCUCCCAGGAAAAAUUCAACCAGCACAUCGUCUCCUACCAGGAUCUCACCAAAAACCCUGGGCUCCUGAAUGACCCAAACCUAGUGGUGAAAAUCAAUGAGAAGCACUAUAACUGGGCUGUGGCUGCCCCCAUGAUCCUCUCCCUGCAGGCUUUCCAGAAGAACUUGCCCAAGAGCACCGUGGACAAACUGGAGAAGCAGAAGAUGCCCCGGAAAGGUGGGCGGUGGUGGUUCUCCUGGCGACGAAGGGAUUUCCCAGCAGAGGAGCAUGGUGUCCAGAGGGAGAAAUACACAGCCAGGGAGCAGCAGGGGGAGAAGACAGAAGUCCCAAGCAGUGAUGAUGAUGAUGCCCCAGACAGCCCCGUGAUCCUGGAGGCCCCCUCCCCAUCACCCUCAACUCCAGCCUACAUUCCUACCUAUAAGAAGUCCCUUCGUCUCUCUUCUGAUCAGAUUCGGCGCCUGAAUCUCCAUGAAGGUGCCAAUGAUGUGGUCUUCAGCGUGACCACCCAGUACCAGGGCACCUGCCGCUGCAAGGCCACCAUCUACCUGUGGAAAUGGGAUGACCAGGUGAUCAUCUCUGACAUCGAUGGCACCAUCACCAAGUCGGAUGCUCUAGGACAUAUUCUGCCCCAGCUGGGGAAAGACUGGACACAUCAAGGCAUCAUUAGUCUCUACCACAAAAUCCACCUAAAUGGAUACAAGUUCUUGUACUGCUCAGCACGGGCCAUUGGCAUGGCUGACCUCACCAAGGGGUACCUGCAGUGGGUGAGCGAGGGUGGCUGCAGCCUCCCCAAGGGCCCCAUCCUGCUGUCUCCCAGCAGCCUCUUCUCUGCCCUCCACAGGGAGGUGAUUGAGAAGAAGCCAGAGGUGUUCAAGGUCGCCUGCCUGAGUGACAUCCAGCAGCUAUUUCUGCCCCAUGGACAGCCCUUCUAUGCUGCCUUUGGGAACAGGCCCAAUGACGUCUUUGCCUAUCGACAGGUAGGCCUACCUGAAUCUCGAAUCUUCACGGUCAACCCCCAGGGAGAACUCAUCCAGGAGCUCACCAAGAACCACAAAUCCACGUAUGAGCGGCUUGGUGAGGUGGUUGAGCUCUUCUUCCCACCUGUGGCCCGUGGCCCCAGCACAGACCUGAUCAACCCUGAAUACAGCAACUUCUGCUACUGGCGGCAGCCAUUGCCUGCUGUGGACCUUGAUGCCCUGGCCUGAGCCGGCCCCAGCU
Messenger RNA from Fukomys damarensis (Damara mole-rat), 2672 nucleotides. RefSeq names its product lipin 3 (gene Lpin3). The transcript is spliced from 20 exons. Gene Ontology annotation, molecular function: transcription coactivator activity; phosphatidate phosphatase activity. The record is from RefSeq and is a predicted model, not a curated record. Bases 107 to 2659 code for a protein of 850 amino acids. Gene Ontology annotation, cellular component: nucleus. Lineage: Eukaryota; Metazoa; Chordata; Mammalia; Rodentia; Bathyergidae. Gene Ontology annotation, biological process: positive regulation of transcription by RNA polymerase II; triglyceride biosynthetic process; fatty acid catabolic process.